Messenger RNA from Podospora anserina S mat+, 261 nucleotides. RefSeq lists its product as uncharacterized. NCBI's taxonomy places the organism in Eukaryota, Fungi, Ascomycota, Sordariomycetes, Sordariales, Podosporaceae. The transcript is spliced from 4 exons. The coding region runs from base 1 to 261 and encodes 86 amino acids. The record is from RefSeq and is a predicted model, not a curated record.
AUGCCCGUUCCCUUCGAGACUCUCAUUCCCUAUGUCAUCAUCACUGCCAUGUUUGGCGUGACUGGUGCUGGGCUGAGCGGAAUCAGACACUACGCCGGUGGCGGAAAGAAGCACAGAUGGUCCCUUGAUACCUGGGACAGGGUAUUGAUGGACCGCGACAGACGACUUACAGGAGUCUUGCGAGGGCAAACAGACAAUGCCAUAGCCCCGCCAGGCUUCGAAGUCAAUCAGCCUUGGAGAGGCGAGAAACGCUUCUCCUAA